Molecule: messenger RNA, 5559 nt
Organism: Priapulus caudatus
Lineage: Eukaryota; Metazoa; Priapulida; Priapulimorpha; Priapulimorphida; Priapulidae
Product: coiled-coil domain-containing protein 108-like
Exons: 40
Coding region: 159-5156 (1665 amino acids)
Source: RefSeq, a predicted model, not a curated record
CUUAGCGAUGAGAGGAGAGUAAAGUAAUAAAUUUUGUUACAAUAAUUAUGUGUUGCGGGCCAAAGAUAGUUUGUAUGUUGAUGUAUUUAUCUCUUGUUGCUGACCAAGAUCUUCGUCCACCAGUACCUCACAUGCAAGUCGAAGUGUAAAAGUCUAUAAUGAACAUGAUGAGAAUAGGUCAGAAGAUGAAAACGGUUACAAGAAAUUCAGAAAAGCAAAGCCUUUACCAUAGUUUGGAAAUUAAAGGUGAUAUGACAUGGCAAAGCUGGAAACCAAAUGCAGAGUAUGUGAAAUAUAUUGUGCUUAAAAAUGUCCAACAAAAUACGACCAUAAAGAUCACACACAGUGUCCCAAAGACAAAACACUUCUGUACACGGUUUCCUGAGCCGAUCGUUCUGUGCACUGGAGCAAGUUUUACUCUGCCAGUAACCUUCCGACCUGAGCAGAAAGACGUGUAUGAAGAUGCAAUUAACAUCCAAACUUCGAAAGAAACUUUCACGAUACCACUACGGGCCGUUUCACCACAGUGUGAGCUGGUUAUACCUGCUGCAGUUGAUGUUGGAUUCUGUGCUCUAAGUCAGAAAACUACUACCCAAUUUCAGAUGCACAAUUUAAGUUCCAUGCCAGCAGAAUUUAUGUGGGAUGUUAGUCUGCCAUUUAACAUCAAUCCAGCGGAGGGUGUUCUGUUACCACGGUCAUCCCUCUUGGCAGAAACAACUUUCAGACCUGUGCUGGCAGAGGUUUACCAAGGGCAGGCUGUUUGCAAAUAUGGCCUGAAGGGAGAUGAAUACUGGUCUAUGACAUUGCAUGGCACUGGUAAAUUUUCUCACCAUGUGGUAUCUAGUCUAGAGCAAAGAGACACUGCAAUGCAGAACAACAAUGGGGUCAUUGAGGUUGACUUCCAUAACAUACCUAUAGGUGAUCAAGCAGUGAAACGUGUGAAGGUGGAGAAUGCUUCUAAAAUGAAGAAGCCAAUCACACUGAAAAACUGCAUAGGAUCAGACACUGCAUCAAAAAUCUUCAGGAUUGAGCAUAGUGAUUUGGACAGUAUCGUUUCAGUCACCUUUUCACCGGCAACUGUCGGCAUGAAAUAUACAGAAUACUUCGAGCUUCAAGCAAACAACGACACCUCAAAGAUCACCAUCAAAUGUACUGGCGCUGGAAAAGGACCAGAGGUCAAGUUAUCAUCAGAUAGCAUUAAUUUCAUGCAAGUUGAGUGUAAAGCAAGCAAGACAUUAGAGAUCUGCAACUGCUCUGAUGCGCUUGCAUAUUACCAGUUUGACCUUGAUUGCUCAGAGAGUGCGUUUAGUAUAAAUCAGGUGUCUGGCAUUCUGAAACCGAAAUCGUCGAAAACUCUAACUGUUACUUUCAAACCAUCUGAACCUAUAAUCUACUACAGAAGACUUAUCUGCAUCGUUCACAAUCAGGGUCCUCUGUUUGUGGAUGUCAUGGGAACAUACCACAGCGAAAACGUAAAGCCAGCUAUUCUGCAGAAACAUCACCUGCAGCAUUACCAUGCACUUGUACAGAAGGGCUUAUCUGUCUACUCCCCUGAGCAACUUGACAGCAUGUUAAACGAAGGAGAGACGAAUUCGGAGACUAGUACCUUGCCAAUGAUGGCUGGUAAAGCUAGUACUACUGAAGGCAAACAAUACACCUGCCCUACUCUGCUGCCAGCACUGACAUAUGAUGAGCUUUUCCAUGAUGGCUAUUUCUCUGAUCUAAGGCAUAAGGAACCUCAUGUUAGCAUGGAUGUGAGAGAGAUGACGUUUGGAAGAUGCACAGACCUAGCUUGUAUUGAACCAAAGGGCAUGACGGUCACUAAUCAUACAAAGUCCAAAAUCACCUGUAUCUGGAUGGGAAGUCCUGACCAUGCAUUUUCUGUGACUCCAAGGCGUUGUGAUAUUCCUCCUCUGAAAUCCUCAUCAUUUUGGGUCACCUUUAAACCGGAAGUGCAAGGUCAAUUCUAUGGGGCAGUGCUGGAGUGCUAUGCUUUUUACAAGUCUGUAAGCAAUAGCCAGCCGCUGGAAGGAAGUGUAGUAUAUCCACCCUGGUGCCUCACCCUUGGUGUCACAGGACAUACAUUUCUUCAGAGGAGUGAGACGUUCCUUCCCAGAUUUGAGUUGUUGCCCAGACACUUGCACCUCCCACCAGUACCACUAGGUGGUUCAGCAUACUCUACAAUAAUGCUUAAAAACAUGGGAUGCGCACCUAUCCUGUAUGAUAUCAGACAGGACACGCCAGGAAUGUUCCAUGUGAAGCCGUGCACAGGGCUGCUGCGUGAUCAGCAUCAAAUAUUUGUGUUGGAAAUGGAUUCUGCUAGGAAGGGAGCGCAGGAACAGACUCUACAACUUAGGAUGAAUGAUGAUAGUAGAAACACACAAGUGAUCAAACUAAGUGGUUCAGCAGACUUGCCAAAAGUCGAGUUGGAAAAUGAUGGCUUUACGUAUUUUAAGCCAACCUGCAUCCAUACGACAUCAGAACAAAGUUACAGUGUCAGAAAUGUUUGUAAAGUCCCUCUAAGAUAUGAAUGGAGGUUUGAUGAUGCUGAUCCUACGGUGCUGAGCGUUGAACCAAAAUCUGGUAUUAUUGGACCAAAUGAGUGGCAGGCACACACAUGGAGAUUUAGUCCCAAAUCCGAGGCUAAAUUUAUCUUGAAGCCCGUGCUUUUCGUCUGCACAUGCGAAGAUGCGCAAGCUUCACAUUCAAAGGCAGUUGUCAUUAGAGUAGAAGGCGAGGGCAUAAAAGGAUCAUUAAAGGUUGUUCCAGCAUCAAUAGAGUACCCACAGGUUGUCGUUGGCAGGGAAGAGUGCAAACGCUUGGAAGUGGUUAAUGACAGUAGCUGUGAUGUCCAUUGCCAGCUGCACGUCCACAACAAUACAGAUGGUGAUGACUCUGUUGUUAUGCUGGAAACCAGGAGACACACGCUGCCUGCACGCACUAAGCAAACGAUCUACAUGCUAGUGAAACCCUCAGGACACACGAAAUAUGACAUUUCUAUUUCUUACCAGCUCCUCACAACAGCAGGAGAGGAUAGCUUCACAGUUGGGAAGCAACAGGAUCUUUGCCAUGUGCUUGUGUCUGGUGUGUUCCCUACCUUUGCUGUCACAGACGUUGCCCGCCAUGUCAGUGACAAAUGUAUAAACAAGCAACAGUUAUGGAAGCUAUUCAACAUCAACAGAUUCAAUUCUCUCAUGAAGCAGAAUCCAUUAAGAAAUCUAGAUUCAUCCAAAGAGUCUUACAGAUCCUACACACGACCACAGGUUGACUUCAACUUUACAGCAGCACCAGUGGGUGCAGAGCACUGUGUGGUGGAGCUAACAUUCGCAAACUCUGCAGCCGUACCAGCGGAGUGGUGUUUCACAUUUCCUAGUGAAGUUGGAUUGGAGAUCCCAUAUUGGACAUCUUCAUGUAAUCAACAGCAGGCUUCUCCACCUGAUGAGACGGACUUCAGUGUUCACCCAAAACGAGGGCAUUUACCACCAGGUGGCAAGCAAACCGUCACAGUGAGGUACAGUCACAGAGUGGUGGGCACCAACAACCUUCCUGUAUUGUUUGUCAUCAAAGAGGGACAGCAGAUGCUGCUGAAUUUUGUUGGAGUCACGGUGCCCCCUGAGCGACCAUACCUGCACAUCGCGCAAACAAGCCACACGUUCAACCCACAGCCGAUCGGUGAGAGUAGCUACCCGGUGCAGAGCUACGAGCUGUAUAACGGUGGCGGAGUGCCUGUGAAGUUCUCACUGGACCUGCGCGGCUUAGAUGAACUGCAGCAGGAGAACUAUCAGUAUGAGAUAGUUGCAUGCUUGACCCCUAAAGGUGAGAUUCAGCCAGGCUGCAAGGCAGCUGUUAAGUGGAGGUUUGCACCGCUGGAAGCCAAAACCUACUCUGUUGGAGUAGCAAUCCAUGUUGAAGGAGGAGAAACUACAGUUAUCACCUUCUCAGGAACAGGUUAUGUUGAAACGUGCCCAAAUUUGUGUGAUCUCAACCUGUACCCAUUGUAUGAGGAAAACAAUUCCUUGUCCAAGCAGGUUCUGCAGAUGUCAACUGAGAAGUUGCUGUUUGGAGACAUGCCGCUGUUCAGUCAGGAACAUCGUUUGCUCUUUGUCACCAACUCGUCUGUUAACCAUUGCAUGUCAUUUCGGUGGCUCCUGUCUCCAGAGCUGAACAAGUUCAUCGCAAUAUCACCAGCGGAGGCCAUGUUGAAACAGGGUGAGUGCCGGCUAUGCACGGUGACCUUCACUGCAACAGACGUGCCUGCCUUACAUGAUAUUGACAUCGUAUGUGAGGUUCAAGAUGAAACAGCGAUGGCUUUGUACGAGCAGAAACUGGAUGCGUGGGCAGCGACAGUUAGAACAAAAGAGUCUGAAUUCACUAUCACAGAUAACUCAAGUGGCAUAGCAUCGAAGAAAGGAAAAUCACAGUCAGCGAGCAAGCUGAGACCACUAGGCAGGGAGUCCCCGGAAGUAGAAUUCAGUCCAUACAAAGCCCUGCCUCCAAUAGCAAGUAGUGUGCACACAGAGGCAGUGAAAGAGCUGGCUAGACUGACUAUGGAGGAUACGCCAGAGGCUCGAGAGAUGCUUAAAAGCAUACCACAUCCACCGGCUCCUUCUAUUGUUCACCUCGGUGUUACUGCAAGUGUGCACAGCUUGGUCUCCUUCAGAAGACAGUUUCCACAGAAGAUAAGCAGUAGCUUCCUAAAAAAACUGCCAGUAAACGAUGAUUUUGACACGGCCAUGCAGCGUUCAUCCCUGGCCGACCUCAGUAGCACUGAGCAACGACUCCUAGCUGACGUCCUGGACAACAUCAUAUUCAACUUGGUUGAGGAUGCUACCUUUCACGAAGCCCUGACACUCGUUAGCAACGAGAGAGUGCCCUAUUACGUCCAACUUCAAAGUGACAGGUCAGACCACAAGUCUGAUACCGUGCAGAUAAAUUCUUCCAGGACAUGCACAAAGUCUAGCAAAGCCACACAUAUACAGGCGACGAGCGCUGUUGAUGCAGCAGUAGGGCAGGUGGGUACCUGCCCACUGAUCCUCACUGAGGAAGUCAUGCAAAACACCUUGCAGAACAUCAUACAAGAAGCUUUUCACAGCGAGUUUAGCAUCACUGCCCCACCACGAAUACUCGCGAGUGCGCAGCCUACCGUGUCAGGCUAGCGCCAUUUUGUCACCAGUUCUUAUUAGCUAGCUAAUAGAAUGUUUUAAUACAGUAAUAGGUAGACAAACAGAACGUUGUCUUGAAAUGCAUUAAAAUUAAAAAGGAACAUUGCUUUCAUACAGAAUUUUGUUGCGUGAAGAUCUGACACCUAAUUUUCAUAUGAAUUCUUCAGUUUUUCAAUACAGUGACCCAAUUCUGUUGUAAAUGCACAGCCUGGAAUUAUAUUACUCUCUUUUAAACACGGUAUACAAUGUCUCUAUUCUAAUACUAUUCAUUGAAACUUUUUAAAGUUUAAGAAUAACCUUAACCAUUGUUUAAUGUACAAUUAUUAUAUAUGGCAGUUUAUUUAUGUUCAUAGUAUAACAGACAAUAAAUUAUAAACCAUCAAUUAGUUUUCCAUAA